Oryza sativa Japonica Group (Japanese rice) is the source of this 2914-nucleotide messenger RNA. The record is from RefSeq and is a predicted model, not a curated record. NCBI's taxonomy places the organism in Eukaryota, Viridiplantae, Streptophyta, Magnoliopsida, Poales, Poaceae.
CCACCCCCACUCCGCCGCCGCUCACAACCACGUGCGCACAGAAAACACAUCGCGUUUUUUCUUUCUCCCAUCUACCGAUCCCUAAUUCCCCAUUCCUCUCUUUUCUCUGAAUAGAAGUCCGAUUGGUGAGGCGAGGCGACGCCAGGGAGCCAGCGAGGCAGCGACGUGCCUCCAGGCCGCGCGCCGCCGUCGCCGCCUCGAAGCUCCCUGCGCCGCCGUCGUAGGUUAGUAGCGUGCCGCUGCCGCUGCCGUGUGUGUGGAGCCGCCGUCGCAUGUGAUGUGUACUCUGUUGAACUCCAAAACAUGUGAGCUUGUUAUGUACUGCAUGUGAUGUGCUGCUAUGAUGCUAUGCAUGCACCGAUGUACUGCUUAAGUUUAUGUGAUGAACUUGUUAAGUUUAAUGUUUGUUGGAGUAAGUUUACUAUGUUUUCUUCUUCCUGUAAUCCUGUUGUUGCUUGCUUGCUGUUUUUCUGUUUCUUUCGGGUGCUGAGACCCGGCGGGUGCCCCGUACCCGCUGCGGGGACGGGGACGGGGGAAAUCUACCCCCUGUGCGGGGAUGGGGAAGGGGAACGUUCUGUUUUUUAUGCUGUGGGGAUGGGUACGGGGUGCACAAACCCGACGGGGGCAGCCCCGUUGCCAUCCCUAAUCUCCCUCCAGUCCCUCCCUACCACAGCCACAGCCAGAUCCGCUUAUUCUUGCGCACUUUUUUCUGCAUCCUGCGAUUUAUUUUGUUUCGUUUUGAUCUUUUUUUUCACGGUUGUUUUGUUGUUUUAUUAUGCAAGCGAUGCGAUGGCAGUGACGACCUGGUAAUAUUCAAGCUCAACAGACCAAAUCACAGGUCUUUCUCUCUGGAUCUACUCCUCAGGGAUUGAUUUGUAUGCCGAUUUUUCCGCUGAACCGAGCCAUCUGAUUUUGCUCUUUUUUCUUAUCUGGUUUAAUUGUUUUUCUGUUAAAAAUUGCUAUCUUUCUCGAUUCCUUAUUGGUUUAUAUUCGUGUUCUUUGCACUGGAGGAGUCUAUUGCGAUGAGGAUAUUAAGCUCCCUCUUCUGAAGGCAUUGAGGACACUCGCUGGCAGAAUCGAACCAAUUAACAAAGCCACCACUGAGUAACUUGAAAUCCUCCUUCAAUUUGUUCUGCUAUGUUUUUUCUGUUGUUUUUCUUAGAUCUGUUUGGAUUGUGAGGAGGUAAUUGAUGCAUAAUCCAACACUUGAUCAGAGGACGGCUUCUGUCGUCCAUGUGACGUUACACAUCUUUGCAUCUGAAUCCAAUCACAGAACAGAUCUUAUCGUUUAUGGUUUUAUGUGGAUUUUUUACAGUAUCAGAGGAUGAAACCUUAUAACAAUCUUAGGACACCUUCUGACACAGUGCUAUAACACUGUGAAUGAGAAGGCUUUUCUUUCUGAUGAUGCUUUAAAGAUCAUUUUUAUAUUCUUUUCUUUAAAUCUUGCGUGUUCUAUAAUUUUUUCUCCUUCCUAUAUCUACGAUUUUAAGCCUAUGAUGAUUAGCAUAUUGUUGGAAUUACCGUCAGAUUAUCAAAUGACGACAUUUGUCUGGCAUCCUGAGGCUUUAUAAUCCAGUAAUAUUGUAGUGUAUAAAGAUCUAGAUUUUGUUCAUGUAUUAUGAGUUGCAAUCUAGUCCCAGUGAGGAUUCUAUGACCAUAGGAAGUGCCGUAUGACACUUUAAACAGCAGCUGCUUUUCUCAUUUGCAAGUGUCCAUCCUUCGACCAUAACCUUUGUGGUUUGGUCUGGGAUGGAGUACCCAUUUGCAAUUGGUUAAUUCAGCUGUGUGUGUGAUUUUAAACGGGUCUCUUGAGGGAUUAUGCGAAGCUGUCUCAUAAUAAUAUAGAAUUUGUAUCUGUUAUUUUGUGAUAGUUUGGGCCUGAUGCCACGUCACCUGUAGCUACGGCUUUGACCGGUGAUGCUUUGAUUAGGCCAAAACAGAGUUGGUUUCCUACGUUUCACAUGUUGAUAGGAACCUGGGACUGCAUCUCCAUCGGUCUACAGAGCCCGUAUCUGUCAUUACAUUUGAUUUAUUUGAAUUAACAACCUUUUUUGUUUUGCUUUUAUUUUUUUGGUCCCUUGAUUAUAUGGCAAUGAUGAUAAAUUUAAGGCUUGUUUCUCAUAACAUUCGCAGUUGCCGCCUAAGAGCUUUCGCCCUGCCAGGCUUGAGAGCUAAUGCUGUUAAUUCCUUCCUUGGAUGUCUGAGCCAUUUUCUUCAUGCAAGUUUAUUUGUUGUUCUUCUGUAAAUUGGUGAUCUGCAUGGCAAAUGAUGCUAAAAGCAAGGCUUGUUUCUCAUAACAUUCGCAGUUGCCGCCUAAGAGCUUUCGCCUUGCCAGGUUUGAGAGCUAAUGCUGCUAAUUCCUUCCUUGGAUGUCUGAUGCAAUGCAACACCAACUGUAUUCUCUUUAAAUUAUUGUUUUGCCACUUCUAUAAUUAAUGUUUACUGAAUGUAAGUGAGCUGUUGAUGGACGCCUAAUGAUGCUAAAAUUUCUCAUAGCAUCUGCAGUUACUGCCUAAUAGCUUUCGCCCUGCCAGGCUUGAGAGCUAGUGCUGUUAAAUCCUUCGUUGAAUGCAUACCCAAGCUCACUAUUUUGAUCAACCUGUGUUUUUAAUAAAUAUAAAUUCUAAAAGUUCGAUGAAAUGUUGAUUUCAUGUGAAACUUGUCUGUUCGAGUUGUGAAUUCAGCUAUUGAGACAGUGAAAAGAGCAGUUAUUCCACAAGAUCCAGCUAUUGAGACAGUGAAAAGAGCAGUUAUUCCACAAGAUCAGAACUAGACAAGAACACUUCCAACCUGUAAAAUCUUAUUUUGUACUAUUGGCUGUAAUGACAAUAUGCGGACUAUGAGAUGUAUUUGUAGUAUGCAAUAUCCGUUGUGAUUUUUGCAUAACAAGCAGCUGAUUAUAUUUUAUUAUUCA